UUUCAGAUAAAAAUGGACGACGACUUUUUGCCAAGAAGGUUAAAGUACUCGAAACAUUCUCUGAUGCUUGUAGCUCUUGAUUAUAUUCCGAAAGAGUUACACAAGUGCCUGGACAUGGACAGACUCGAGGAUGUAAGUGCUGGUGGUGCUUAUACUACAAAGCAGAUGCUUGAGGAAAUCUUAAAUUCUGAUAGUCGAUUUAGAAUCUAUGGAAACGCUGAAGUUUUUGAGAAACUGUUGGAAAAAUACAUGAACUUCACAUCCUGCCGCGAAAAGUUCGGAUUCGAAAAGCUCCAAGUCUUGUGUGUUCCAAUUCCAAUGUCACCCAAUUUAAAGGGAGAAAAGUAUCUCACCAAGCAGGAUAUGUUCGAACAUGUUCAAUUCUAUUUAAUGGAUGUUUUUCAUCAUACGGGUUUUCCAUUUGAUAACGUUGUGAUUUCAUUGGCAUUCAUCAAAUUUAGAGCAGAUCGUCUAAAUGGUUGCAUGGAGUUUGUAAGCAAUGCCCGAGAGGUUUUGAAUUCCAUUGAAAGUGAAAUCGAUCAGUUUCUUGACGAGCUACUGGAUAUCUUGAAUGCCGAAUAUUUCCCAAAAAACUAUGCUUUACCAUCAAAAAAUCCAAGCUUUGAUACACUCUACAAGCAAUGGAAAUCAUUCUUUCCGGAUUGGAAACCAGACGAGCUUGAUUCCAUUCAACGUUUUCUCGAAGACCGUUAUAGUCAUCUUCCUCCACAUAAAAAUGCUGAAAAGUAUGGUGGAAUACUAUUCGUCAAUCAUUACCUCACAAAUAAGUAUCGUGAACUUAUUGACAGUCGCCCGGAAGUUUUUCUCCCUUAUAAUGCAAUGAAUCGUCACAAAGCUCCUAUUACUGUUAGAGUAAUUUUAUUCAAGGAUACAAAGCUUGUGCUUCGAGGGGAACUUUACAAAGCAAUGAACCAGGCCUAUCCCGACCGAGUUCCUAUUGAUUAUACGGAUGACUUGGAAGAAGGAAUUAUUUAUGCUAUGAACUUUGAAGACGUGUUUAAAGAGUUUGGUGACCUCUGGUAUGAUAUUGAGUUCAUUCUCACUAAAGUCACCAGAACAAAUAACGCCACUCCAAUUUUGACACUGUCCGGAGAAUUUUGCAUUCCAGGAUUACAAGCGUUCUAUAACAUCUUCCACGUAAUGAAUAACGUCUUAAGACUUUUCCAAAAGGUUAAAAAAGAAAUGUGGCAUUUUGUUUGUGGAUACGUGAAGAUACUUGAAGUACGUCUAAAGCCAUUUGAGGAUACUCCUUGUUUCAUCACAAACACUGCGCUUGAAACGAUCAUACAAGAACUAUGUGAAUACUGGAGAAUGUUUGAAAAUGCUCCAUUCAAAGAUAUCAGAACUGUCAAAGGAGCUACAUUUACUGCGGAUGAUCUGAAAAAUGAAUUGAGUCAUAUUGGAGUGCUUGACAUUUUUCCUGAAUUGGGGGAACUUGUGGAUACAGGAUAUCAGGCAAUUUUAGAGGUCAAGCAGAAUGCAGAUAACCUAAAGACAUGGGAUUUGAUGGAUUAUUUGGAAUCAACCCUGAUAUUUUGUUUUUCAAGUCGAUUCGAAUUUCUCAAUAACUUGUUGGAGAUACAGGAAGGAAUUCAUCCAAAGAACGAGAAUCUAGCGAACAUUUUUCUAGGAAUCACAUCAAAACCGGAAAACUUGCUUCCGUAUCUUAUAGAUAAAAGUCGUUAUCAAGAUGUACUACCGACAGUACCAUUAGAACGACAUCGAGUUCGUGUAACUUAUAAUUUUUCGAUUGAUGACGAGACUAUUUCUGAGCCAACUCCUGUUCCUCAACAAUUGGAAAAGAAAACAGAAAAUUGUUCCGAAUGCAAUGACGUCAGAAUGGAAAUGAAUACAGUGAAAGAUGUAUUGCAAAAUGUUCAGAAGCAAUUGAAAAACAUGCAACAAAAUUCUGAACAAUUUGAGACAAAGUUGGUAGCUUCUGAUAAUAAGACCAAAAACUUUGAAAAACAGUUGGAAGAUGAACGAAGAAAGAAUAACAAACAUCUGGAAUCUUCAAGAAAAACUUUGAUUUCAAAAAAUGAACAACUUGAGGCAUUGAAAAGACGUGCAACUGCAUUAUCAAACUGUCAAGCUGAGAAUCAGACUUUAAAGUUCAAAAUCGCCGAACAUCAUCUUCUUGAGAAACAGUUAAACAUUUCCAACAAAGAUGUGACACAGGCACGGGACCAGCUUUCAGGCCAGAUAUCUGAACUUGAAAUUCAAUUGAAAAGUGAAUUGAAAACUGUUCAGCACCUCAAGAAAGAGCAGACAAUAUCUUGUAAUUUAACAAAUGAAAUCACCAAGUUAAAGGAUCAAAUUGAAAGAGAAAAAUUGUGUUCGAAGCAAUUGGAAAAAGAAAUUUCUCAGUUGAGAACAGAAGCAGAUGAGAUGAAUAUUGUUAUGACACAGAGUUUGGAGAUGGAGAAUUUACAACUUCGAGAUGCCACAAAAAAAUUUGAAACAGAGAAUGCCAGUCUCCUCAAAACAAAUCAACAGUUAUCUAUUCAAAAUGAAGAACAAAAACGAUUAAUACAAGUGCUUCUUGAGAAACAGCAAACUGCUCCAUCGUCAUCUGAUUUUCCGGUGCCAUCAACUCAGAUGACAGACAAUGAAGAAAAUUCUAGACAGCAACUCUGGAAGUACCAAAAAAUCAAGGACUCAUUCAGAGAUGGCAUAAAAUUGAGAAAGGCUGAAGCAAUGGUUAAGAAGCUAACUUCUCUGAAUAGAGAUCCAGGAGUUCAUCAAAUGGCACAUCGUGAGCUGGAAAACUUCAAGAAACUGACAAGUCAUUAUUUGCAAGCAAUUGAAAUGAAUAUCCUCAAAAUUAAAAAUAAUGGAUCAUCAGAUCUAGAACAGCUUCCAGAAGCCCCUAAAUUCUCGGACGAGUUCAUGAGAUUCUACAGAAAUGCGACGGGAAAACAAACUUUGACGUCUGCCAGUUUUUCAUCUGGAAACUCACGUGGCACACAAAGUUAUGGUUCUUCGAUUUCUACAAUGCCAUCAACUUCAUCUCGCGGAAAUGUUCAACACCACUCUGGAUCUGCUGUUAGAGGACAAUCAAUUACUCCCACUGGAUUAUCUCAAGUUCCAAUGAGUCCGAGAAAACUGUUUAGUCAGCCAAAUAUAGUUACGGCUUCUAUCACAUCGACUGAGUUGGAUGAUACAGAAUGUGCAAUCUGUUUGGAUGAGAUGACCAACUUUAAGGAAACUAUCAAAUGUCAAUGUAGACGUCGUUUCCAUUUGGAAUGUGCAACCAAAUGGCUCAAUGAGAAGAGAGAAUGCCCAACAUGCCGCAAGUUGCUUCUCAACCCUUCCGACUAUCCACCAUUGAAUUAAUUGUUUUAUUUUCUGUUCUGUUUUAUAUUUCUGUAACGCGUGUUUUUGAUUGUGAGUAAAGUGAACAAAGCAU
Molecule: messenger RNA, 3430 nt
Organism: Caenorhabditis elegans
Lineage: Eukaryota; Metazoa; Nematoda; Chromadorea; Rhabditida; Rhabditidae
Gene: C09E7.8
Product: RING-type domain-containing protein
Exons: 18
Coding region: 13-3357 (1114 amino acids)
Source: RefSeq, marked reviewed